Chenopodium quinoa (quinoa) is the source of this 3656-nucleotide messenger RNA. RefSeq names its product pre-mRNA-processing protein 40C-like. NCBI's taxonomy places the organism in Eukaryota, Viridiplantae, Streptophyta, Magnoliopsida, Caryophyllales, Amaranthaceae. The coding region runs from base 332 to 3085 and encodes 917 amino acids. Gene Ontology annotation, cellular component: nucleus. The transcript has 16 exons. Gene Ontology annotation, molecular function: transcription coregulator activity; RNA polymerase binding. The record is from RefSeq and is a predicted model, not a curated record.
UGUUGACGACUUGACGUGUAUGAUUGUUUUAUAAACAAAGAGACACGACCAAAAUUUUAACCUUAGUGUAAAACUCGUGAAAAUCAAAACAUAGGGAGUAAUUUACAAAUUACAGUAGAACCUCGGAAGUACCCCGUUAAACAACACAAACCAAAUAGCAAAGGGUAUCUCCUCUUUCCCCCAAAUUGAGGAUCAACUUUGUGUCAAAAAAAAAAAAUUAAAAAAUUGAGGAUCAACUAAGAACAUUGAGAGCAAAUAACUUAGGGCUACAAAUUCAAACUUUUCCAGAAUUUGAACUUAUUCACUCGCCAGCUCAAUUUUUUGUUGAUUAAUGGGGUAUUCAGAAGUUGUCAACAACAACUCACUACCGCCCGGGGCGUUGCAGCCUUCGCAGCCGGUACUGGUACGUCCUCCGGCUGUGGCGUUCGAGGUUUCGGGCAAUGCCGCUGCACAAAUGAUGCCAUCACAAAGAGCAUCAGCAACUGCUACUAACUUUACUUAUACCGCGAAUACUGCUACAACUAGCGUUUUAAAAGAUGCAAGUGCAGUAUCUUCAUCUGGUUCGUCAGCUGCACAAGCUUCUUCUAGUUCUGAGACAACUGUAUCUGUUACGUCUAAUGUGAGUCAAGUGACAACAUCAAUUACUGGUUCCCAAUCAUUUGAAUUACACUCUGGAUUGUCUACUGGCUCGAUGAAACCUGGUAUACCAGGGCAAGCAGCUUCUGCUGUAUUGUCCUCCGGUCAUUCAGUCUCUUCCUCAGUGAUGGGUUCUUUUGUGCCUGCAGUGUUAAGACCUGGCAUGCCAGUAGUCCCGCUUCCAUCAAAUCCAGCGUUUCAACCACAAGCAUACCCUCCGUAUGCAUCUAUACCUACUCCUGGUGCUUCACCUCAACCACUUUGGUUGCAGCCCCCACAAAUGGGUGGACUGAGGCCUCCAUUCUUACCGUAUCCUCCUGCUUUUCCCGGCCCCUUUGGUUUGGCAGCACGUGGGUCUCUUCCUUCUGUUCCUGUGCCAGAUGCUCAGCCUCCCGGUAUCACACCUGUUAAUAAUCUUGGUGGUAUGCACUCAUCUUCUGUAGCUGCUCCUGGCGUUCAGCUAGUACAUAGUUCUGUGAUGCAACCCGAAGUACCACCUCCUGGGACUGAUAAUAGUAAGCAGGUUGCUGAUGCUAGUACCAAUGGUACUUUUUAUCAAAAUCAUCAAUUGGAUGCAUGGAGUGCACAUAGAACUGAUUCUGGGGCUUUAUAUUAUUAUAAUGCUAUAACUGGGGAAUCAACGUAUGAAAAGCCCUCUGGUUUCAAAGGAGAGCCUGCAAAAGCAACUACACAGCCGACUCCUGUUGCAUGGGAGAAGGUGAAUGGCACUGAUUGGGCUCUGGUCUCCACCAAUGAUGGAAAAAAGUACUAUUAUAACACCAAAACAGAGAUUAGCAGCUGGCAAGUACCACUAGAGGUCACCGAGCUGAGAAAAAAGCAGGAAAAUGACAACGUAAAAGAAAAUUCGAUUUCAAUGCCAAAUUCCAAUGAAUUAAAUGAAAAAGGAUCUGUUCCUACUAGUUUAAGUGCUCCUGCUCUCAACACAGGUGGUCGUGAUGCCAUAGCCCUUAGAGCCUCUGUUGCUCCAGGAUCAUCAUCUGCCCUUGAUUUAAUUAAAAAAAAGCUUCAGGAUUCAGGAGCAGCUCAGGUUACAUCUUUCUCAACUACUUCGUCAGGAUCAACAUUGUUAGAAGUUAAUGGGUCGAAAACAGUUGAGCCUACAGCUAAGGGCUCCCAGAGUGAAGGAAACAAGGAUAAGCCAAAAGAUGCUGAAGGAGACGGCAAUGUAUCUGACUCAUCAUCAGACUCAGAGGAUGAAGAUAGUGGACCAACCAAGGAGGAGCGCAUAGCUCAAUUCAAGGAUAUGCUAAAAGAACGUGGAGUGGCACCUUUCUCUAAGUGGGAUAAAGAAUUGCCGAAGAUUGUAUUUGAUCCACGCUUCAAGGCAAUACCUACUUAUGCUGAACGACGAUUGUUAUUUGAGCAUUUUGUUCGUACACGAGCUGAACAGGAGCGUAAGGAAAAACGAGCGGCUCAAAAGGCUGCAGUGGAGGGUUUCAAGCAAUUGUUGGAAGAGUCAAAAGAGGAUAUUGACCAUACUACUGAUUAUUAUACAUUUAGGAAGAGAUGGGGCCAUGAUCCACGAUUUGAGGCUUUGGAGCGCAAGGAUCGAGAGGCUUUGCUUAAUGAGAGGGUUCUUUCACUAAAGAGGGCUGCUGAAGAAAAAGCCCGAGCUGAACGUGCGGUUGCUGUUUCUAAUUUUAAAUCCAUGCUUCAAGAAAGAGGGGACAUAACAGCAAGUUCUCGUUGGUCCAGGGUGAAGGAUGGCCUUCGGGACGACAGCAGGUACAAAGCUGUAAAGCAUGAAGAUCGAGAGGUUUUCUUUAAUGAAUACAUAUCGGAGUUAAAGGCUGCUGAUGAUGAAGCUGAGAGGGCAGAAAAGGCAAAAAGGGAGGAACAGGAGAAAUUGAAAGAGCGCGAGAGGGAAUUUCGAAAGAGAAAAGAAAGAGAGGAGCAAGAGAUGGAGAGAGUACGGGUGAAGGUUCGUAGAAAGGAAGCAGUUGCAUCAUAUCAAGCAUUACUGGUUGAAACAAUAAAAAAUCCUCAGGCAUCUUGGACGGAGUCAAAACCUAAACUUGCGAAAGAUCCACAAGGACGUGCAUCCAAUCCUGAUUUGGAUGAAUCUGACUUGGAGAAGCUCUUUCGAGAACAUGUCAAGAUGCUUUAUGAGAGGUGUGCACAUGACUUUAGAGCUCUUUUGGCGGAGGUUAUAACUCCUGAAGCCGCAACAAAAGAGACAGAAGACGGGAGAACUGUUCUUAGCUCUUGGUCUACUGCUAAAAGAUUUCUGAAAUCAGACCCUAGGUAUUCGAAAAUGCCUAGAAAAGAUAGAGAAGCACUUUGGAAAAGGCAUGCAGAGGAAAUGCAGCGUAAGCAAAAAGAUGCUGCUGAACAGAAGGGAGAGAAGUAUAACGAAUCUAAAAGUAGGAAUUCAAAUGAUUCUGUGAGGCCUUCCUCAGCAUCCAGAAGUGGGCAGGAUUGGAGAUAGUCCUUUCUACGAGAUUUAUGUUACGAAUGAGUUGAAUACCCCAUCCGGUCGGGCAACUUUCUCUUUGGCCUACUUCCUCUCAAACCACAGGUUUGAAGUUUAAACGUCUUCUGAGCGAUAGUGGAUUGGAAAUUUUGGUUAUAUCGAAGGUUUUGAUGACUUGCUGAUUGACAUUGCUGCACGUGGAAAACAUAGAACCUAACUGAGCUCCAUGAGAGCAUGCUGCAUGUCGCAGAGAGAUGAAGAUGCUGUGAUAUUUGCAAGACACCAUCACUAAAUCACCUCAUGCGAGAGUCUGAUCUGUAGACAAUAGUACAAUACAUGAUAUAGUUGGAUGAAUUAGAAAAAUACAUGAAGCCUAGAAAAUUGUAGCAGUAGGCUUUCAUCCCCUUUAUUUCUCCCUAUCAACAUUCUGUUGCGAAUAUCUUCUGUACAUAAUUAUUAAAUUAGUUUUUUGUACGUAACCUAAAUUAAGGGAUACUUUCUGAUAGUAACUGCUAACUUUUCUCCAUAUGUAGUCUGUGGAUUUGCUCGUGUUCGUCAUAAUUUUAUAUUUGCUACUGUUUCAAUG